Messenger RNA from Stegastes partitus (bicolor damselfish), 4820 nucleotides. RefSeq names its product cyclin-dependent kinase 17-like. Gene Ontology annotation, biological process: protein phosphorylation. Gene Ontology annotation, cellular component: cytoplasm; nucleus. NCBI's taxonomy places the organism in Eukaryota, Metazoa, Chordata, Actinopteri, Pomacentridae. The coding region runs from base 312 to 1895 and encodes 527 amino acids. The record is from RefSeq and is a predicted model, not a curated record. Gene Ontology annotation, molecular function: ATP binding; cyclin-dependent protein serine/threonine kinase activity. The transcript has 17 exons.
GGCUGAUCAUCACCGGACGGGACGGUGCCGUUCUUGAGCGAAAGUUAACACACGAAUAAUGACUUAUUACGCGUCCGCGAUGCGCUUAUUCUGGCGACGGGACACUGCGGCACGCCGUGUGACGCUGGGGUAGGAAUUAUCCGACGGGGGUUAACUGGCAAUUUUGGUGUAUUUAACAGCAAAGUUAUUGGAGGAACUUGUCGCAGUGGAUCCCCGGCGUGCUGCCUGGAUUACCAUACACAAGUGGAACAAUAGUCUCCUGCAGCAGGAACGCAAGCAGGCCCGUGGGCCCCAGUGGUGCGACUGAGAAGAUGGACAGGAUGAAGAUAAUAAAACGGAGACUGUCCAUGUCUCUACGCAGCGCUCGGCCCGUCGAUGACUCUCUGUCCGAACUCGCAGAACAGAUGGCGCUGGAUGAGCCAUCCACAGCCAGGGACAACGAGCCCAUGGUGGUGUGCGCUGUGCACCCCCCUGCCUCCCAUAGCGCUCCCUCCUUCCUGCGUCAGUAUGCCGGUCAUCUGGGCCGCACCGCCCUGCGCAGAGAGCCGGGUGGGGGGCUGGAAAGAGACAGAGCCUUCCUGAGCCUGCACAGGACUGGAUCUCUGGGCAUCGUCCAUGAAAACGUGAAGAUGGGUUCAGACGGGGAGAGUGACCAGGCAUCUGGGACGUCCUCUGAUGAGGUCCAGAGUCCAGUGAGGGUCCGCAUGAGGAACAACCACCAUCGGCGCAUCUCUAAUGAGGACAUAAACAAACGUUUGUCUCUCCCAGCGGAUAUCAGGCUACCGGAGGGCUACCUGGAGAAGUUUGCCAUGAACAGCCCGCCCUUUGACAAACCCAUGAGCCGCAGGCUUCGACGCGCGUCACUGUCUGAAAUCGGCUUUGGGAAACUUGAGACCUACAUCAAACUGGACAAACUCGGGGAGGGGACCUAUGCUACAGUGUUUAAGGGGCGAAGCAAGUUGACGGACAAUUUAGUAGCUCUGAAAGAGAUCCGACUGGAGCACGAGGAGGGCGCGCCCUGCACAGCUAUCCGGGAAGUGUCUCUCCUGAAAGACUUGAAGCAUGCCAAUAUUGUCACUCUCCAUGACAUUAUCCACACUGACAAGUGCCUGACACUCGUGUUUGAGUACCUGGAAAAAGAUCUGAAGCAAUACAUGGAUGACUGUGGGAGCAUCAUGAGUGUUCACAAUGUCAAGAUCUUCUUGUUUCAGCUUUUAAGAGGUCUUGCGUACUGCCACAGAAGAAAGGUCCUCCACAGAGACCUUAAACCCCAGAAUUUGCUCAUCAAUGAGAAAGGAGAGCUCAAACUGGCAGACUUUGGUUUGGCACGAGCCAAGUCUGUCCCUACGAAGACCUACUCAAAUGAAGUCGUGACAUUAUGGUACCGGCCACCAGAUGUGCUGCUGGGCUCCACUGAGUACUCUACGCCCAUCGACAUGUGGGGUGUUGGCUGCAUCUUUUACGAAAUGAUCACAGGCAGACCUCUCUUCCCUGGAUCAACUGUGGAGGAUGAGCUUCACCUCAUAUUCCGCAUCCUUGGUACUCCUACAGAAGAGACUUGGCCCGGCAUCACAACCAGUGAAGAGUUUAAGACGUACAAUUUCCCCCACUACCACGCAGAGCCCCUCGUCAACCAUGCACCCAGGAUAGACAACGAUGGUCACGACUUGCUCUCAAUGCUCUUACAGUUUGAGGCGAAGAAGCGCGUAUCAGCCGAGGACGCCCUCAGACACUCGUAUUUCAGAAGUCUUGGGGAGCAGCUGCAAACGCUGGCUGAUACUGCAUCCAUCUUCUCUGUAAAAGGCAUUCAGCUCCAGAAAGAUCCAGGGAAGAGAUCCUCUGUCUACCCAGAGUCAACCCAGGGGAAGAGCAGGAGGCAGAGUGUGUUGUUUUAGUGCUGGCGGGGGCGAUGAGAUGAGGAGGACAGUGACACAAGGAGCUGUCGUGUCAGACAUACAUUCACUGACCCUGCCACGCACACACUUGAAGGAGUGACACACGCUGCCACACAGACACACACCUAUACUGAAGAGAAACACACACACAUAGCAAAGUGACACCACACACACAACUAAGGCUGAAGAAUUCAUAUUUAAAAAUAACGACUCAGCUCAACCCUAAAGAUGAAAAAUACAACAAAAAAAAAGAGAAAAUAAACGUGCGUGAUGCUGGAAGAAAAGUGGGAGAGUCUGAGAUUCUCCUUGCUGCUACUACCGCUGCUGCCCAGAGGAGGGCAGCGUUUAGGAUGUGAGCUGACACGGAUUUGAAACAGAACUUGCUGUAAUCAGCGGGCUGGAAGGAGGAAGGAGUCAAAAGUGGACACGAAUCAAAGAGAGGUGGAACCCUGUUGCCCUCUUGUGUUUUUUUUUUUUCUUUUCUUUUUGUCGUUGUACAUAAAGAGACUGAUGAGCUGUAGAACUCUGCUUUUAUCAUGACACACCUAAGCCUGAAUCCAAACUCUAAAUAUUGCACCUCAACUCUAAACCCUUGCCUAUCCUGUCGACCCUUUAUUACAUGAUCUCUAACAAAAAACAACAGACACAAAAUCUCUCUCUCUCUCUCUCUCUCACUCUCUAUCUUUCUGUAUCUCACUUGAACACACACACAGACACACUGAUGGUUCACUUGAAAGUAACAAGUGUGUAUAACAUUGGAGUUUACAAAGAUAAACUUUUGCACCUUAUUGUCCAGUAGAGGUCAGGGUGGCUGUCAUUACCUCAUCUGUCACUCAAGCAGGGUAGGAUGUCAAGUACACGCUAGAGAUAUUGGAAUGAAGAAGAAUCAAAAUGACAGACCAAAAAAAAACAAAACAAAAAAAAGCAGCGUCUCACUAACCAUAGGAAAUGGACAGAUGUGUUGCACACUUCACCGCUCUAGAGUCGAAAAAACGCUCUGCGAUCCACGCACCAGUAGUAGACAUGAACUACAUUUAUCACAUUCUCAUAUGCUGUAAAGAACACUACACUGCAAGCGGCUCCUGUUUCAGCAGACAGAAAGGACAACGUUGAAGGACAGAGAGGUAAAGGAAGUGUACAAAUCCUCACCUGCUUAUUCUUAGACACCCCCCUUCCUCUUUUGCCUUGACUCAGAAGUUGUCUCGAUUCGUUGUCUGAUGUACAGGUGUUGAUGUUGAACUGUUCUCUUUGCACCUGAUUUUACCUCUUUAGACAAUUAGUAGAUCAUUCAGCGACCCCGCCCUCUCCUCUCCUCCCCUCCCCAAGUCCGUGUGCAUUUAUUUUUUACAGUUUUUUCUUCUUCUUCUUCUUCUUUUUUUAAAAUCUGUAUAUAUGAUCAUAUAUUUUACCUGUCAGAAGCAAUGAUAAUUCCAGGAUGCUGUUCUCAGUCUUUACAGUAGGUGACUGGCUGGGAACGUGUUGCACAUUCCUUGAGCUCAGGACUUAUUGCUAGCGUUGUUGUGCGGAUGCGGCGAGGUACAGAUGUGUGUCUCCCCAGUAGAGCAGAGUAUGUUGAACGUGGCCUGAAAACCUUUUUGCUGGUUUAAACUGUACGCGAAGGAGAGGAAAGAUUUCUCUGCAUCAACCUGUCAAGUCUGCUGUGUCGUCCAUCCUCUGUUGAUUUGACCAUGACGUCGCUCUUCGGAUACUACCUUACCCAUGUCAUCUCUUUCAGCAUGUUUCCGUAUUAAACACAAGAUGUUUUUUAAUUGGUAUGUGAAAUAGCUGCUGCUGCUGGGAAAAGGAAUACCUCCUUUAACGUUUGCAUGGGACAUGACCUUAUCACAUGAUUUUUUUUUAAUACACCAAAACACAUCAACAUCUAGAGACUGUACCUUAAAGAACAUGAAGACAAUGACAACACACUGGUCGACAACAGUGUGGUUGUGCUCGCAGCACUGGGACCAGAUAGUUUGUACGACAAAUCGGACUCAUCUUCUAGGUGUAUACUGCAGUAGAAACUGUUCCGUAGCCCGUCUAACUGGGCUAUGACGUAUCUCGAAGCACUCAGACACACUGUUGUUUCAUGCUGUUAAUGUUACAGGCUGCCAGAAACAACAAGACCAAAGUCAGUCCUCCAAGCACCAGGUGUUCAAGCACACAACUGUUUCACACACUGAUCAGCUGACAUGUCAACAUGUACUGUAUCUAUGAGACGGCCUGUGAGCGUAGUUUGGAGUUUCCUGUACCUCAGGCGCUGACCUCGGGGUCAUUUCUGCAUCUUUUUCCCCCAAAAUGGAUUCAGAAAAAGGGAGAAGUGAUCCCACGUCUGUGCCUGUCAGAAGGACUACUUAUUUUCCCAGAGUGUGACAGUAUGUAGCAUGUACAUAGAUGAUCCCUCACUCUGUAUAUACAAAAGUGUACAGGUUUGAUACAGCUAUUCACAUUCUGGCUUUUUUUUUUUUUUUUGCUUUUUUCUUUUUCUUUAAUGAAAGUCAUAGCAAUAUUUCUGUAAUCAAUAAAAAGCCAUGGUAAUAGGAUGAGUAUGAUUGCAUUUGUGUUUAUUUAGGAAGGUGACUGUGAACGAUCAAACUGUGAGACUUGACAAAACUAAUGACAGUUGUUUUUUUUGUUUUUGUUUUUUUUUAACUUUCUUUUUUGGUUGUUUUUUUUUGUUUGUUUGUUUGUUUGCUGUUUAACAUGCUGGAUCCAAAAGGCUGGAAUGAAGUAUCAUGUUGCAAAGGAGUAUAAAACACUGAUUUUUAUUUUUAUUUUUUUUGCUUUUUAUCAAUGAAAGCCAUAAAGGUGACAAAGGUCUGCUGGUGUGUGAGGGGUGUAUACCAUGUUUGAGGACAGACCUUAAGAAGCAAAAAGGAUUUGUACACCUAAUAAAAAAAAUAUUAAAAACAUAAAUAAAUCAUGUAA